AUGGAGAAUGUCCGAACAGCUCUCGCCUUGUGCUUCAUAGCCCAACGAAACUUGGUUUUACUGACGAAUAAUCGUAUUUCAUGUAUCAAUCAACUUAGGUCGCUACUUGAGGAUGAAUACGGCAUUGAUGAUAUCAUCGAAGUUGACCUUCUACAUAGUCAAGGGGACUUCUACAAGCAAGUUACAGACCAAAUGGUGAAACGUCUGCAAGGAAUGCAGCCUGUUCUCCAUCAGGUUAUCAUCUGGAAAAAUUUGGAGGCGGUAGAAAUGGAUUUCGACCGCAAGAAUAGCAUUAUUCGCAUCUUCAAUGAGUUGGAACAAUAUAAUACGCUUAGGACUCGAGACCGUUCCAGCGACGAGCCUUUCCAAUUUGGAAGCUACAUGGUUAACAAACCAGAAUUUUUUCUGGUGAUCCUGGUAAUGAAACAUGGAAGGAGCUUGCCCAAGAUCCACCCCCAAAUUAAAGAGCGAUUUUGGUUUUCGCAAUAUUGUCCCAUACAAGAUGGUCACCACCACUCACAUCACAACCAUUUGCAUCGUAAAGGAAAUCAUGGCGAACAUUCGCAUAGUAUGGACGAUGUGCUUGAUGGUCGGCAGAAAUUGACUUCUGUUUUCGCUAAUGCACAGAUCCAGGAAUAUGUGUGUUCACUCCUAGUGUUCACCAGGUCACACCGUCUCUGUUCACUAGCACCACUAAGCACGCGGCCCACGUUACGAGCACUUGAGGGUAUCAUGUUACUUGCCAAAGCAUUGGUGGUGCUCAGAUCAGCACCAGGAGAUGUUCUUUUCGUCACUCCGGAAUUCAUCAAGGUGGCAUUCCGCAAGAUAGGCUAUUGGCUUGUAGACUGGGAGACGAACACACUCUUUAACGAAACCUCCAUGGAGUACGACUACCGCAAGAAAUUGGAGCUUACCAUUUUGACAGGAGAUUGGUAUGGCAGUGAAUGGGAAACUGCCAAGGACUAUAUGGAAAAGUUUUCUUCAACAAAGGAUGAGAGCACCACAACUGGCUACACCAAUAUGGUAGUAGAGGAUGUACUACAGUCAGUGCGACCUCCAAUCUAG
Molecule: messenger RNA, 1065 nt
Organism: Sungouiella intermedia
Lineage: Eukaryota; Fungi; Ascomycota; Pichiomycetes; Serinales; Metschnikowiaceae
Source: the annotation of a GenBank genome assembly